This is a messenger RNA of Echinops telfairi (small Madagascar hedgehog), 1240 nucleotides long. It is a transcript of the gene CENPU, whose product is annotated as centromere protein U. Gene Ontology annotation, cellular component: nucleus. The record is from RefSeq and is a predicted model, not a curated record. Bases 139 to 1143 code for a protein of 334 amino acids. NCBI's taxonomy places the organism in Eukaryota, Metazoa, Chordata, Mammalia, Afrosoricida, Tenrecidae. The transcript is spliced from 12 exons.
UGCGAGAGGAAGCCCGGGGUCUCUCCGCCCCUAAGCGUUAGCUCGUCCGAGAAGCGCCCAGACCUGCCCCGUCUGUCUGGUUGUAGGAGUCGGCGUCCAGGUGAUCGCGGAGACAGCUUUGACACCAGAGGAGUCCAGAUGAGCAGCAGCAGCAGCACCAGGAGACAAAGCCAGAAACAAAGUGCUAGACUUCCCAGCUUUCAGAGCACGAAAAGUAUGAAACAUUCAAAGAACGCCUUGGGAAGAGCACACCACACGAAAGAUAAAGCCUACCAAAAGCCACCUGAUGUGUCCCCUUUUCCUGAUCGUUCAAAUGCCUUCUGCUUGGGCAGGCUGGAUGAAAAUGAGCAAGAAGAGGAGCCUUAUGAGGCCUUUGCUCCUCCUCUGCACAGUACUGCCAUCUAUGCCGAUGAGGAAGAAUUGCACAGACUGUCUGGAUCGUCGGUCCCCUCAGCUCCUCCAGGGAAAGACACUCUUGAAGAAAGCCUGCAGCUCGCCCUUGAUGAAUCUGAAAGCAGUGGUGGAACCAGACAAGAUCAGCCAGCCAAGAAAAUGAGCCCACAGCAGCACGGAGCUAUUCCAGCCACAGCACCUUCGGAACUUUCCCCCAAACCUAAGGUCACUCUGAAAAGAAAAAAAAAGGGUGGGAAUCCUGAGGUACUGGAUGAGAUGUAUGGUGACAAUUCUGACGGUGCAUUUAUUUGGUGUCUAGAAGGAAAGAAAACCAGGGACAUCCAGGAGUUGGAUGUAGUUUUGUCUGCAUUUGAGGAAACCUUCUCAGAGUAUGUUUCUGUGCUGACUCCUCGCAUUAUGAUUUCGGAUAUUGAAAAGAAAAGGCAGCGUUUGAUUGAAGCCCAGAACGAACUGCUUCGGUUGGAACCACAACUGGAACAGCUCCAAACAAAAUACAAAGAGCUUAAGGAGCGAAAAUCUUCCCUUACAAGUGCAGCAUCCUUCUUGUCUGGCUUACAGCAGCUUCAUCAGGAUUAUUCAGCUGUUCCAGAAAAAGAACCAGACACCGCACAAAUGUAUGAUGCAUCAAGCCUCCCGGCUCUGUUAAUGAAGGCACGGGGUCUUUUGGGAGCUGAAACUCACCUGCGGAAUAUUAACCAUCAGUUAGAGACGCUCCUUGGUCAGGAAUGAGACCGUCUACUGGACUGUCCCUGUACAGAGACCCGCCUCAUGCCACUGUCAGCCUUCUGAAACUCUUACUUGUAAAUAAAAUUCUUUUUUAAUUAAA